Aspergillus wentii DTO 134E9 is the source of this 699-nucleotide messenger RNA. RefSeq names its product acetolactate decarboxylase. The transcript has a single exon. NCBI's taxonomy places the organism in Eukaryota, Fungi, Ascomycota, Eurotiomycetes, Eurotiales, Aspergillaceae. Gene Ontology annotation, molecular function: acetolactate decarboxylase activity. The record is from RefSeq and is a predicted model, not a curated record. Bases 1 to 699 code for a protein of 232 amino acids. Gene Ontology annotation, biological process: acetoin biosynthetic process.
AUGAACCACAUCCACCAAUAUGGCGUCUUCAGCGCCCUCAUGCACGGCUUUUCCUCCGACGGUGUCAAAGCAUCAGACAUCCUCUCAGCCUGCAACCACGGCCUGGGCACGGUGUGCGAGCUGAAUGGCGAAAUCAUCAUUCUCGACGGGGAAGCCUAUCACUUUACUCCGGAUGGCAAACUGCACAGACUCAACGCAGACGAUCGCAUGCCCAUGGUCGUCGCAACGGAUUUCAACCCCACCUUAACCAAGGAGCUCUCCACGCUGAGCAUGAGAGAAUUAACUCAAGCAAUGCACCCAUUCUUCCCCACCAAGCAAAACAACUUCAUGGCCGUCCGCAUCGACGGGAAAUUCAACUCCAUCACCUACCGGAUCGGCGGACCCCAGCACCGACCCAAAGAGCCGCUGCUAGAGCUCGCCAAGCGACAGGUCACGAAAUCGUACGAGAACAUCACCGGUACCCUGUUUGGCUUUUACUCCCCGCCGUAUAUGAACGGUGUUGCGGUGGCGGGGUUCCAUCUGCACUUUUUAUCGGAUGACCGCACGGCGGGCGGGCAUGUGUUGGAUUUUGAGGCCGAAAAUGUCGCUCUCAAGGCGGCUGUCAAUACGCAGAUGCAUCUCGAGUUUCCGGAUUCCGAGGCGUUUAAUGAGGAGCCAAUUUUGCCGGAGAGUGCGGGGGAUUUGCAUCUGGCAGAGUGA